Molecule: messenger RNA, 525 nt
Organism: Linum trigynum
Lineage: Eukaryota; Viridiplantae; Streptophyta; Magnoliopsida; Malpighiales; Linaceae
Source: the annotation of a GenBank genome assembly
AUGGACGGAAUACGCCACAGCAACCAGAGCCUGAACGGCAUAAACGUCCACUUGGCGGAGUCCGGCCCCACCGAUGGCGCCGUGAUCCUCUUCUUCCUCCACGGGUUCCCCGAGCUCUGGUACAGCUGGCGGCGCCAGAUGGCCGCCGUGGCUUCCCUCGGUUACCGCGCCGUGGCGCCUGACCUGAGAGGCUACGGCGACACCGAUGCCCCCGAGGAUCCGGGGAGCUACACGGUCCUCCAUGUCGUCGGCGACCUCGUGGCGCUGAUCGAGGCGGUGGCGCCGUCGCAGGGGACGGUUUUUGUGGUGGGGCACGGCUGGGGAGCUGCAAUGGCUUGCCAUUUGUGCUUGAUGAGGCCCGACAAGGUGAAGGCGGCGGUCAACUUGAGCGUCCCGUUUGGUCACCGGUGCUCUAAUCGGAGACCUAUGCCGUCGUUGAAGGCGUACUAUGGAGAGGAUUACUACUCGUGCAGGUUUCAGGUCAGUAGUAGUACACUUUGUAAUAAAAUUUUGCAAAAUACUUGA